GACACAGUAUGGAAUAGGUUAACGAAACGUCUCAAAUUAUCAGGAAGUAUUUAGCAUGGAAAUUUUGCAAAUCGUAAUUAAUAUCUGAUAACUGUGCAAAUAAAUAUUUUACGGUAAAUGACCAGCCUAUACAACCACUUAGAGAAAUUUAACAGUUAAAUAAUAAUAAAUAAUAAUAACAAAAGUAAUUUAUGGGUAAAUCAUUGAAUUUGCCAAUUGUUCAUUCUUUGUUAACAGAUCCAAAAUUCAACCAAUCAUCUUUAAGAAAGUCAUCAUAAAUUAACAGGGCGUUUCAUAUUAAAACGGAGUUGAAGAUGUGCAAAAUUAAUUCAUCAACAACAAAAUCUUGAUCUUAAUAAAAUCAGUUUGAUGAGUUUGGUUUAUAAAUAAAAUUACGACUGACGCCCAAACGUUACUUCCAAAUAUGGAGUAAAAAUAUCAGGAUAAAACAACGCAUCUUUCAACAGUGUGUGUAGUACAUGUGUAUGUACAUAAUACAUAAGUAUGUACUACAACUUUAGACUGAAUUAAUUGACGGAUCUUUGUUGAAGAGUUUAGUUAUGAAAGUGAGAAUUGUGCGUCUUGGCAAAGUUGUGAGACUUCUUGACAAAAAAAUUAAUUUUGUGCAAAUAUAUUUCGUGCGUUUGGCAUGUAUUUAUUGCAAAACAACUGGACAAAUUCUAGAAAUAAAUAACACCAAGCAGGAAGAAGGAAGCACCAGAUACGAUAGUGCAUCGAAUUAGCGUAAAUAGAACGCUAUCGAUCUACAAAUGGAAAAGCCAUAAAAAACGGAAACUAAUUCCAACAUGUUGAUCACACCAGUAGCGAAGGCUUCUACUCCGCUGCACUUGAAACAGACAAAGUCAUCCAGUUUCAAAAUAAGGACGGAAAUAAGGUCGACAACUUCUGCACCUGUGGUACCCCCAGCGCCACAGAAAAACAAGAAAAUUGCAGAUAUUUAUCAAACAAAGAAUCACACCAAUAACCGAUCUUGUUCUCGAGUGCUUCAGCGACAGGAUGCCUUCAACUAUCAGAAUUCUAAAGAGUCGUUAAACAGUGAGGGAUCCAGGGAGGAGUGGAUCCAGAAGAAGCAAAGUACCAAUGGAACCACCACCACCGGAAGUGACACCAACGAGACAAAAAUGACAGGAAAAGGAAUUCUUGAUGAGUUUGGUAGUGGGAAGUUUAUAAAUAAUCAGAGAGGUGAUCCGGACGGGUGUGACGACGAUGAGGAGGACUACAGUUCAAAUAAUAGUGGUAGUAAGAAAAUAAGUGGCAGUGUUAAUACCGCGAUGAAAAAGAGCAACGCUAAUUUUAGCGUAGAUUCAACUACAAAAGUUAAUGGACAUCGCAAAGCUGAUUGGAAUGUGGAUUUAUCCUCAUCUUCCAGGCGACAAGAUUCCUGUCCUGUUAACAAAUUUGCGAAAUCGUGCCACAACAGAAAACAAGAAGGGUUGUUUCUAAAAACAAAAGAUGUGCCUGCUGCUGGUGGGGAUAAAGCUGUUAAAACCAACAGCGGUCAUUACAGUCCUGGUAGUAGAACUGGUGGUCAUAAAAUAAAGUCAGUCGUCCCAUCGCCCCUCGUCCUUCUUGAAGCUCCCCUGCUAACAAAGAAAAAGAAGAAGAAUAACAAUAUUUCAUUAAGUGCUACUACAAUGAACAACAAAUUGAUUAAGAGUGACGCAAAUAGCAAAAGCCAUGAUUUUCAUGGUAAAAAUCUGAAUGGCACGACGAAUAAAAAGUCUGUGUCAGGAAUAAUUGCUCUUUUUAAUGGACAUUCAAAAAUUAAACAUGAAGAAUUAAAUAUUAACAAUAAUAAUAAUAAUAAAUUCAAAAACUUGGAAGAAUUAAAAAAAAUAAGGGCGAAGAAGACUAAAACUGAAACUAGUAUCAGGGUGGAAGCUGGAGUUGAAAAAGAGACAAAGUGUCACACUCCCCUUGUUUUUGGGAGGACAUCGUCAUCGUCACCUCGACCUGGACCAGUGACGACGAGACCGGAAGUGUCGCCAUCAGAGGGUGUGGGACCAAGUAGUGAAGCUUGUUUUAAGGACAGAAUGGGCAAUGGUCAAUCUGGUUGUGGUGGUAGAUUAGGAGGAGGUGCGUCAUUAAUGAGAUCUUGUUUCGGUUCGAAAGUGAAGGAUGACACGGAGGGGAAAGGGGGCAAAGAGGUCGACGUUUUGGAAUUUAUAGUACCGCUGGAGCCUCACGUUGAAGUUGUGGAGGGAUCCAUGCUCGAGUUGUGGGUCAAAGUUAAAGGUGCCCGAAGAGUGACUUGGGUCAAGAGCGACAAAACUAUUCGCAACGCCCCACCCGAUUUUGUAGUAAAUUGCAACGUUUUGGAUGGGAUUUUCUCGUUGAGAAUCAAGGACGUGUUUCUACAAGAUUCCGGAGUUUAUAUUUGCGAAGCGUACGGAUUUCGGGGAGAGGAAGGGGCAGACAAGGCAGAUUUAAUUUGUUGGUGUAACGUGGAAGUAAUUGAAGAAGACGUAGGUGGCGAAGAUGAGGAUGAGGACACAUUGGAGGAAUUAAUACCGGAAUUAGUACCUCUACCACCUCAAAGGAGGAAAUUAAUAGUUCCUCUGAUAAUUACGACCCCAUCGUCUGACGUGAUCAUGGAUGGGGACGAUCCUCUUGGUCAUCGCCAUCCCAUCGUACCCGACGAAUUAGACGGUCGUCGUUCAUUCUUCGCAAAUUCGUCAUCCAGUUCUCAAGAAUUUUAUGGGGAUGCGUUGGAAGAUAUUUGUGAAGUUGGAGAGGAAGAGGGUGACGACGAAGUCAUAGCGAGUGCACCGCCAGAGGAGGAAGAAGCACGACCAUGUCAAGCUCCAAGUGUUGAAAAUAACCAAAAUGUUGGCGUUGCUGUAGUAGUGGACAUGUCGGGAAACGAGGAGGUCUCAAUUGGAGGAGGAGCUCCAAUUACUUCCAGUGAUAAUGGUGCCAAGUUUUCCCCCUCGAAAGCAGAAAGCACCACCGUCGAAACGUCUAUAUCGUCCCCACGAGAAACGACUGACUGCAGGAAUUCUCCUGAUCCCAGCGUUGUUUCAGGGUCACGAGACGAAGAACUAAAUGUCCACAAAGAAACCAAUUCAACAGGAGGCCUUAUAAAUUCUUCCCUGGAAGACGACUCCACCACAGCGAUGAUAAAUCAACACGAAUCAACUUUUCCAGAACAUGAUCACGAAAUCCCCACCCGUACCAACGUAUCAUCUCUUCAAUCCCAAUACAGCACCGAAUCUGAGGAAGUCUUCCCCUCAUCUCCGUUAUCAUCCUCGCUGGACGAAGAGGACAAAGAGUUUGAUCUGAGUGCUGCAAGUUCCGUGAACAGUGGUGCCGGUGGUGGGGCUGGUUCAAGUGGGGCGUAUACAGGAACGUUUCGCGAUUCCCUGAGUGAUAAUCCACUAGCACCAAAAUUUCUUAUGGGUCCUUCCAACCUGAUCGUUAUGUUGGGCGAAACGGUGCAUCUUCGAGUCAAGAUUUGGACGCCGGAUGACUCCAUGACGGACAUUGGAUGGUGCAAAUUGGUCAGGGGCGUUUAUCAACGUUUAUUGGAUGGGACGGAAAGUCAUUCCACUUCCGAAUCCGGAAAAUCAUCCCGAAUCAAGAUUACUCAACCAACCAAUGAUCUCGUCAUGUUAACCAUUCCUCACGUUACGUAUGAAGAUUGUGGAAAGUACAGGGUUAAAAUUAGCAAUGCUAACGGGGCUGAUUACCACCAUUGCUUAGUAUCCGUAGAAGGACCACCCGAACCACCCUCGUCCGCCCCAACGGCAUCGUACGAUCCAGUCCUGGGACAGAUGGAGAUUUCCUGGCCGUGCUGUCCAUUCGAUGGAGGUUCCGCCAUUUCAGGAUACAUUUUAGAACUAAAGAUGAAACCAAGUCCCAUUUCGACGUGUGAACAGGCCGAAAUUUGGACGGUUAUUACAACGCCGAGCUCCAAAGGCCUCUGUUACACGUUAAAAAAUCCAAAACCAGGCCACACUUUUUAUUUCCGCGUUUGUGUGGAAAAUUCUCAUGGAAAGGGAAAGUAUUCCAAAACGAGUGAUGGCGUCAACGUGACUGAGAAAGCAGUUCAACAACAAAGUAAUGACGUUACUUCAUCGUCGUCUGCUGUUGUUAGUUCUUCUGCGCCCAGAAAAAUUAGCAGCAGUGGGAAAUCUUCGUCUUUCUAUGACGGCGACUACGAGUAUCACAACGUAACUUUGCAACACUCUGACUUUCUCCAGUAUUAUGAGAAACACGAGCAAUUAGGGAAGGGCAGAUUCGGGGUGGUGUUCAAGGUCACCAACAAAUCCACGGGUAAUUCUUACGCCGGAAAAUUUGUAAAAUGCAGAAAAUCAUCCGACAAAGAGAGAGCUGAACUGGAAUAUAAAAUCAUGAAUGACUUAAAAUAUCAUCCAAAAUUGAUCUGCUUAGUGGACUGUUUCGAAAUGCCGAGAGAAAUGGUUUUCGUGACGGAAAUGAUAAAUGGUGGUGAACUUUUCGAACGGGUGGUGGCUGACGACUUCACACUGACGGAGAGAGAUUGCGUCACCUUCCUUCGACAAAUUUGCGACGGGGCGAAAUAUAUCCAUGAAAAAAAUAUUAUGCAUCUGGAUUUGAAGCCCGAAAACAUCCUUUGCACUCAGAAGACGUCCAACCAAAUAAAAAUCAUAGACUUUGGUCUCGCCCAAUACUACAAUCCGACCGAACCCAUCCGCGUGCUUUUUGGGACAGCGGAAUUUGUUUCGCCAGAAAUUAUAAACUACGAGACCAUUUGUCCAGCCACGGACAUGUGGAGCGUUGGCGUCAUCACGUACAUUUUAUUGUCAGGCUUAUCUCCAUUUCUGGGGGACGAUGAUAACGAGACUUUUAGCAACAUUACGCGAGGAGAGUUUGAUUUUGAUGACGAAGCCUUCGAAAAAGUUUCUGACGAUGCGAAAGAUUUCAUUUCUUCCGUUAUCGUCAAGAGGAAAGAAAAACGUCUCACCGCUGAAGAAUGCUUAGUCCACAAAUGGUUAGCUUUAUCCGAGUCGGAAAAGAAGGAUAUUGUCUUAUCGACAGAUAAGUUAAAGAGGUUCUUACUGAGGAGGAAAUGGCAGAAAACGGGUAACGCCAUUCGAGCUCUGGGACGGAUAACGACGCUUUAUUCGUCUUCUAGAAGAUCUUCGUCUGGCACGUCGAGUACAACGACCACGCCCACGACGUCUGUAUCCUCCCCACUUGCAGCUGCAUCCGCUGGUGGGAGGAGUGAGUCGGGGGAAGACCACGAUUCCGUGUUUGUUGCUACUUCUGACGCCAAUUUACAGAAUAAUCACAAUGUAAAUAGGAGUACAAGUUGUGGGGACGCGGUCCAGAAAAGGGAAGAAUUUGCAGCAAAAUCGACCUCGGGUGGGGGACGGUAUGACGAAAGUUGUCGGAGUGAUAGCGGAAUUGGGGGCGAUGGUCCGAUCAGUGGGCAUUUUAGUUUGUUAGAGUAACAUAUGUGUAAAUAUACAUAAGUGGUAGAAUAGAGAGUGACAGAACAAGUUAAUGUACAUACAUACUUUUUUCGGUCUUGCAUAACUUUUUAAUUUUUAUUUCUUCACCUUCAAUUUACAGAAAGGUAAACAAUUAAUUACAUAUGAUUUGAGAUUAAAUAUGUACAAUUUGAAUAAACAAAAAGUUUAAAAAAGAUAA
Messenger RNA from Folsomia candida, 5655 nucleotides. RefSeq lists its product as uncharacterized. Gene Ontology annotation, cellular component: nucleus. Bases 807 to 5456 code for a protein of 1549 amino acids. The record is from RefSeq and is a predicted model, not a curated record. Lineage: Eukaryota; Metazoa; Arthropoda; Collembola; Entomobryomorpha; Isotomidae. Gene Ontology annotation, molecular function: protein serine/threonine kinase activity; protein binding; ATP binding. The transcript is spliced from 16 exons. Gene Ontology annotation, biological process: positive regulation of apoptotic process; protein phosphorylation; intracellular signal transduction.